Molecule: messenger RNA, 2675 nt
Organism: Oryzias latipes (Japanese medaka)
Lineage: Eukaryota; Metazoa; Chordata; Actinopteri; Beloniformes; Adrianichthyidae
Gene: arl8
Product: ADP-ribosylation factor-like 8
Molecular function (GO): GTPase activity; GTP binding
Source: RefSeq, a predicted model, not a curated record
AGUCGUGUUGCAUUUCACAGCGUAGCACCAUCAGCAGCUACACGGAGCAGGAGCCUUUCUCAGUCGCGUCUCCCCUGUAGGGUGCAGGGUUUUACCGAUGCUUUUUUAUUGAGGCUUUGAUUGACAGCAGUUGAUAAUCCUCACCGUCUUCAUCCGUCUGUGUGCUCAGUUUUAGGCAACAACGACAGGGCGCAUGGAGUCCGCGUUUAAAGGCUCCGGGAGGUGUUGUGCUGGAAAUAAAGCAUCCAGCUAGCCUAGUCAGUGUUAGUUAGCCGCCGCCGCCAACAACCACGGACUUUACGGUGUGGGGAGAGAACCGCCACCCGGUCAGGAGACGAGACCAGCAUUUUGUAGGAUCCGAACAAUGGGGCUCAUAUUCGCCAAACUGUGGAGCUUCUUUUGUAAUCAAGAGCACAAGGUGAUCAUUGUGGGUCUGGACAAUGCAGGGAAGACUACAAUUCUCUACCAGUUUCUGAUGAACGAGGUUGUCCAUACAUCACCCACCAUUGGAAGCAAUGUGGAAGAAAUUGUGGUGAAGAACACUCAUUUCCUGAUGUGGGACAUUGGAGGCCAAGAGUCCCUGCGAUCCUCUUGGAACACCUACUACGCCAACACCGAGUUCAUCAUUCUGGUGGUGGACAGCACGGACAGAGAAAGACUGGCCAUCUCCAAGGAGGAGCUCUACAGGAUGCUGGCUCAUGAGGACCUGCGGAAAGCAGCGGUGCUGAUAUUUGCCAACAAGCAGGACAUGAAGGACUGCAUGUCUGCAGCAGAGAUCUCCAAAUACCUCACCCUGAGCUCAAUCAAGGACCACCCCUGGCACAUACAGUCCUGCUGUGCACUUACAGGAGAGGGCUUGUGUCAGGGUCUGGAGUGGAUGGCCUCCAGAGCUGGCCUCAGAUAACCCCUCCCUCUGCCAUCCACGGCCCGACCCCCCCCCCUCUCUCCACAGCGUCGCAGCAUCUCGUCCUCACUUUGCUUUUUUGUUGGACUCAACGGGACAUCGGCGUUCAGAGACUGAACUGUGGCAGCGCACAGACUGAUCAAACGCAGAGAAACCUGCGAAUAAAACAAGCAGUGAUCUUUUUUGUGUGUGCGUAUUUCAGAGGAAACCCAUCGUCCGUGGUGUUCACCACGUGCAUAUCGUGUUUCUAUCAUGUCAUGUGGGGUGCUGCCUUUUUAAAUCUGUGUAUUCAGGGCAAACUUACUCUCAUCGUUGCAACAACAGUUUUCAUGGUCAAACUAAGAAAUGCUGCUUAUUUAUUCAACAUAAGUUUUUUUUUUGUUUUUUUUUAUUACACAACUGUUCAUGUUACAAACAUUGACAGAUUCAUAAGCUACUUUAUUGGAAUUUUAAACAUUUUUUUUUUACUUUUGGCAUGUACUUGUACAUGUCUAUUCCAGAUAAUUGGCAUCCUCCCCCUUUUCUUUGUGCAGAACUCUGAUUUCCCGUUAAUUAGCGCUUCGCUAACACUUUCUACGUUAUGCAGCUUUGUUUUGCAGACGGAUGCAUUUGUAUGAACAGUCGCUGCUCUGCUGCUUGAAUGUUUUAUACAAGAAAGGCGUCAAACUAAGCAGCUUUCAAGGAGGUGGAAGGAUUUUUUUUAAAGCGGUUUGGCUGUAAAGGUGUUGAGCUCAUCAGGCUGUUGAAAUCCCUGAGCCUCGGCCUUAAGAUCUGUACGUUUGGAUCAUUUUUUUCUUCUUGUCCUUGCUUUCAGAUCUAUGCAUGUCAUCGAAACGAGAAAUCCUUAAAGUUCUCAAGUGGCCAAACGGGAGAUGCACACAUUUCAGCUCAAGUUUUGACAACCAAGGGCUGGAAUCCGAGCAUCAGAAUUUACAGAAGCAUCUCUAGAUGUUUGGUCUUUAAACAGAUUAGCCAUGAAUACAAGGUUUACAAUUUUUGUGUCUUGAGCUCAUCAAGCAAUGAAACGGAUCAUUAACUGUGUGACAUGUAGUCUGGAUCAUGUACUGUACGUUUUCAUUAAUAAAUGUUAUUUUUGAACACAUCCUGUUGUCUGUUCUACUGUUGGGCAAGAAAAGGAUUCACGCUAACGGGAUGUAUACCUGUUUUAUUGACAUUCAGGAGAUUCCAAUCAAGGAAAAAAAGAAUCAUUUUUGUCUUUUAGUCUGUACUACACAAUCCACUUUCAAAGACAAAACACACCUCACAGACAUUAACAUUGGAGACAGAUACAAGCCUAUAUGUUUCCAAGCUGCAGUGGGGAUGUGAGGAGUGUCCUGCUGCUCAAACAGGUCAAAACAUUUGCUAGAACAGCUCUACCAGAAGACAGAUCUCAGUAAGAAAAACUAGUAUUCACAGUAACACCAACGUCACGUUAAACACAAAAGUAGCACAUAUAUUCAGGAGUCUGUUGUUUCCCAUGAGCCUCUUUGUCGAAUUGAAAAAUGUGUGUAUGUUUCUCCUGUUGCUGGUGUAUUCUGGAAUCCUUUUUGGAAAGAAGAUGACGACUCCAUCCAUCAAAGUCUGUUUAGAAACUCCAGGUUUGUGGUUGGAAAAAAAAAAACCCAAAACAAAUGAAUGUGUGGCAUUUUCACCAAACGUCCAUCACAUCAGUUCAUCAAUAGCUAUGAAACAUGCAUUAGUCCAAAGAGUUAAAAUGGCUUUGAGGCAGACAGCAAAUAUAUCACAAAAAAAAAAAAAAAAAAAAAAAAAA